This is a messenger RNA of Lolium perenne, 1485 nucleotides long. RefSeq names its product myb-related protein 2. Lineage: Eukaryota; Viridiplantae; Streptophyta; Magnoliopsida; Poales; Poaceae. The record is from RefSeq and is a predicted model, not a curated record. Gene Ontology annotation, molecular function: DNA binding; DNA-binding transcription factor activity.
AAGGUCGUCUCACUGCCAGAGAAUAGAACUUCAAGGUACGGUGAACAAUCCUUGAUUACCAGAAACGGAGGGUUGAUAAAGCUGCAGCAGAGAGUUCUUGGAAGGAUCAGUCUACAAGCAGACAUCAGUACUGAAAAGAACUGAAAGAGAUGUAUCAUCAUCAACAACAGCUCCAGAGCCACAACCAGCUCUUGUCUUCUAGGCAGACUUUCCCUUCAGAGAGGCACUUACUUAUGCAAGGAGGAAUUAUUCCAGGAGAGUCAGGGCUUGUACUCUCAACUGAUGCUAAGCCUAGGUUAAAAUGGACCCCAGAGCUACAUGAUCGUUUCGUGGAGGCAGUAAAUCAACUCGGCGGACCAGAUAAAGCCACCCCGAAAACUAUUAUGAGGCUCAUGGCUGUCCCUGGACUAACAUUGUAUCAUCUUAAGAGCCAUCUCCAGAAAUACAGACUCAGCAAAAAUCUCCAUGCUCAAGCCAAUGUCGGAAAUUCAAGAAAUGCGGUAGGCUGCACCAUAGCAACAGAGAAAUCAUCUGAAGGAAAUGGAUCGCCAGUCAGUCACCAACUUAAUAUGCAGACAAACAAAUCAAUGCACAUAGGUGAAGCCUUACAGAUGCAAAUUGAAGUGCAGCGACGACUACAUGAGCAACUAGAGGUACAAAGACACUUGCAACUCCGAAUUGAAGCACAAGGAAAAUACCUACAAUCGGUGUUAGAAAAGGCACAUGAGACACUUGCAACGCAGAAUACUGGCUCGGCUGGUCUAGAAACUGCAAAGAUGCAACUGUCAGAAUUGGUCUCCAAAGUAUCGACAGAAUGCCUCCAUAAUGCUUUUACAAGCUUUGAGGAGAUUGAAGGAUCACGAAUGCUACAAAGGCAUGCCAUGCAACCCGGUGAUGGAUCAGUUGACAGCUGCUUAACUGCAUGUGAGGGCUCGCAGAAAGAUCAAGAUAUCCUAUCAAUUAGCCUCUCUGCUAAAAAAGGAAAGGAGAUAGGAGGCAUGUCACUCGGUUUGCAAAUGAAAGAAAGAGGACACGAUGAUUUAUUUCUAGAGAAGCUAAGCAGAAGGCCUCCAAACCACCAAGAAGGGCGUGAGAGGAGAGACAGCUUGAGCAUGGCAUGCCAGGCAACAAAAUUGGAUCUAAACAUCAAUGGCACAAAUGAUGGGCCUCGGAACUGCAAGAAAUUUGAUUUAAAUGGGUUCAGCUGGACCUAGACAGCAAGCGAGUGUGCCAUUUCGUAAUAGUGAGAUCAUGUGUGACCUAAUAGCUAUUCUGUUGACAUUCCUCCAUUUCAAGCCUUUGCUGUCAGACAUCACAAUUCACCGGAAUAAGCGAUGGAACUGACAACUAGAUGCUUCUUGCAAGCCACCGAAGUAGCCGGUGUAGAUUCCGGGGAAAGUAUUUGAGAACUUGGUGUUCUCCUUUGAUAUAUGCUUUGUUGUGAUUCUGUACCAUAGGACAGAAAUAACACGAUUUUUUUUGCAA